This is a messenger RNA of Magallana angulata, 1812 nucleotides long. RefSeq names its product myosin-9-like. The record is from RefSeq and is a predicted model, not a curated record. Gene Ontology annotation, molecular function: zinc ion binding. The coding region runs from base 1 to 1812 and encodes 603 amino acids. The transcript is spliced from 9 exons. Lineage: Eukaryota; Metazoa; Mollusca; Bivalvia; Ostreida; Ostreidae. Gene Ontology annotation, cellular component: myosin complex.
AUGGCCAAACAACUUGGGAAACUAAAUGAUAAAUCUGAGGCCAUCAUUGGUGAUCUACAGGAGCGGUUAAGAAAAGAAACACAGGCUCGACAAGAAUUGGAAAAAAUAAAACGGCGUUUAGAAACAGAGAUAAAUGACCUCAGAGAACAGUUGCUACAAAAACGACAACAAAUGGAGGAACUUCAAGGUGUGCUGUCCAAACGUGAAGAGGAGGUGCAGUUCACUCUCCAGAAAGUGGAAGAGGAAGGAGCUGCUAAGAGUACAUUCCAGAAACAGCUCAGAGAUCUCCAGACACACUUGCAAGAGUUGCAGGAAGAUUUAGAUGCUGAAAAAGAAGCCAGAAACAAAGCUGAAAAACUGAAAAGGGAUCUGAAUGAGGAACUUGAGGCUUUAAAGACUGAACUAGAGGAGAACCUUGAUGCCACUGCAGCUGUCCAAGACAUCCGAACCAAGCGCGAGGAUGAACUCAGAAAACUCAAGCAAGCAUUGCAGACCAGUCAGAAACAGUAUGAGACUAAUGUACGUGAUCUCAAACAUAAAUAUCAACAGCAGGUAGAUCAACUUAAUGAAGAUCUGGACAAUGUCAAAAAGAAUAAACAAACCUUAGAGAAAACUAAACAAACCCUAGAGACAGAGAAUCAAGAUUUAUGCAAAUCUGUUCUGAUGGCUAAAAAAGAGUCUGAAAGGAAACGCAAACAAGUUGAGCAGCAGCUGCAGGAGGCCACUUUCAAUCUACAGGAAACAGAACGAAGUCGAGCUGAAGCAACAGACAAAUGCAACAAGCUCACUCUUGAAUUGGAAUCUGUCAGUAAACAACUUGAGCAAGCUGAAACAAAAACUAUACAAAACAGCCAGAAGAUCAACUACCUAGAGGCUCAGCUGUUAGAUGCACAGGAACUAGCAAAUCAGGAAACGAAAGCUAAAUUGCUUGCUCAGUCUAAACUCCGGCAAGCAAGUGAAAAUAUUUCUUCAUUCGAUGUGCGAAUGGAGGAGGAAGAGGAAGGCAAGAGACAGCCUGAAAAACAAAAGUCAGAGCUGCAAGCCAAUGUUAGUCACAAAGCGAUGGCAUUUUCAGAAUCCAAAAUACCAUUCACACCCCAGCACUACUUGGCAUGUGGUAUUGAAAACUGUGAGAAAAACUGCCAGUUUUACUGCAAUGAUUGUCACCGACAAUUGUGUGGAAAAUGCAGAGAUGAACACCAGAGGAGUCCAGAUAGCAAGAAUCACGAAGUAGUCCCAUAUCAUCAACGCAAAAGACAACUGCCUGACGUGAAAUGCCAAAUUCAUGUAAACAAAGAUGUAGACAUGCUUUGUGAGCCGUGUCAAGUUCCGGAUUUACAUAAGUCCACAAAAACCGAUUCUACAGAAAUAAAGAAGAUCAUGGAGAGCAUACGCAAAUCCAUGAGGACUGAAGCUGAGUCUCUCAAAAGUCUGGUGGAUGCCGUAACAUCAGAUAAUAUAAAACAAGUCAAUGAACAAGAAAAGUCUCUCCUUCAGCUGUUAAAUUCCCAGGUCAAAAAGUAUAUUGAUUACAUUUCUUAUCUUAAGGAACUUCUUAAAAAGUUCCAUGGCUACCUUUCGUUUGAAAAUCUUCAAAGAAUGAUGAGUGAAGAUACAAAAAAUCUCAAAAUAAACCCCAUACCAGUUGUCACCAAACCAGUCCCUCCAGUAUUCACUGCUGGUCAGUUCAGCAAGGAGGAUGUCACCAAUCUACUGGGUAGAGUAACUGUUCCUGACACUAAACCAGAAAACAGAAAAACAAAACUCAUGGAGCAGGGAUGGAGUCAAUUACAAUGGAAAGUGAUUAAUUAA